Messenger RNA from Carassius gibelio (silver crucian carp), 2113 nucleotides. RefSeq lists its product as uncharacterized. Bases 1 to 1977 code for a protein of 658 amino acids. Lineage: Eukaryota; Metazoa; Chordata; Actinopteri; Cypriniformes; Cyprinidae. The transcript is spliced from 2 exons. The record is from RefSeq and is a predicted model, not a curated record.
AUGGAGGGUGCGUUCGGAUUGAAACCGCCAGCAAACUUUGACUGGAAUGCUACGUGCAUACCCAAAGCUUGGAAAGCGUGGGAAGAGGAGUUUUCCCUGUACAUCGAUUUGUCGCUUACAGACGCGGACAACAAAACGAAGGUAAAAGUUUUCCAAUAUUUAAUCGGAGAAACAGGAAGAGAACUGUGUAAGACGCUGAGCGCGGCUCUGCCGGCUGACGGCGAGCUGACGCUGGAAUGGCUGUUAACCGCGUUCAGAAAUCAUUGCAAUCCAGCACCGAAUGAAACUGUGGAAAGAUACAAAUUUUUCUCCAGAAAUCAGAACUCAGGCGAAACGUUUGACAAAUAUGUUACUGACUUGAAAGUGCUGGCUGACACAUGCAAUUUUGGAUCGGCGAGAGAUUCUCUGAUUAGAGACCGAAUAGUAUGCGGCAUAAUGAACUCGCAAGUGAGAGAACGCCUAUUAAGAGAGAUGGACCUGACACUUGAAAAGUGUGUAAGGAUAUGUAAAGCAUCAGAACUGUCAAAAGAGAAUGUGAUGACUAUUGAGGGUCAGAAAACGGAAGUGCAUGCAGUUCAGAGAGUUAGACAGGCCCAGAGUGCCAAACAGACACAACCAGCUAAGUGCAAAUUCUGUGGAAAACCGCAUGAGUGGAAAAAACUGAGUUGCCCAGCUUAUGGAAAGCAGUGCAGGAAAUGUGGAAAGCUGAACCAUUUUGCAGCCACAUGCAAAACAAAAGAGACCGUGCGAAAAGGAAUACACAGUGUGGCAGAAAAGGAAGAAGAACCAUAUCAAGAAAUCCUAAGCCUUAGUUCACAAAAGGAGGACAAACAUGGAAAACAGCUGUUUGCAACCAUGCUGAUAGGCGAGAGGCCAGUAAAAUUUCAACUAGACUGCGGAGCCAGUUGCAACGUCAUACCCAUUCAACUGUUAAACCCAGACACAGUAAUGGAAAAGACUGAACAGAUUCUGGUCAUGUAUAACAAGAGCACUUUGAAACCCAUAGGGAAGUGCAGAAUAAAAAUAAGAAACCCCAGAAACAGAAAACUUUAUCGUCUGGAGUUCAUUGUAGUGGAGGAAAGCUCAUCAGUUCCCCUGCUAGGAAACAAGGCUGUGCAAGCAAUGGAUCUGGUAAGAAUACAGCAUGAAAACAUUAUGGCAAUUGAUGAUAUUGUUACCACAGAGAGAUGCAAAGAAAACGAAACGUGGGGCAAGGAAGACUUACAACGAGAGUAUGCUGAUGUAUUUGAGGGAGAUGGAUGCCUGGAAGGGAAAUAUAACCUCGAGGUUGAUCCUGAAGUUAAACCGGUGAGGCUUCCAAAGCACAGAGUACCGGUGGCACUAAUGAAGCAUCUAAAAGUUGAAUUAGAAAGCCUGGUACAUAGAGGCAUCAUAGCUCAGGUUGAAAAGAGCACAGAUUGGAUUAGCAGCAUGGUGGUGGUGAAGAAACCAAGUGGAAAAUUAAGAAUCUGUAUAGAUCCAAGACCACUAAACAAAGCACUUAAGCGUCAACACUUUCCUCUGCCUACCAUAGACGAUGUUCUCCCGGAUCUGACCAAGGCGAGAGUUUUUACAGUGUGUGAUGUAAAGGACGGAUUCUGGCAUGUAAGGCUGUCAGAAGAGUCAAGUUAUCUUACCACUUUCGCUACUCCAUUUGGCAGGUAUAGAUGGAUCAGAAUGCCCAUGAGGAUCAGCCCGGCUCCAGAAGUUUUCCAGCACAGGUUGACUCAGGCGCUGGAGGGGCUCCCAGGAAUCCGGAUAAUAGCGGAUGACAUCCUCAUCUGUGGGGAAGGCGAUAAUGAUGAGGCAGCGGAGAAAGAUCAUAACAAAAAACUGAGACAACUACUGGAGCGGUGUAGAAACAGAAACAUCAAACUAAAUUUCAACAAACUCAAGCUGAAACAGAAAGAGGUGCCAUACAUCGGACACAGACUGACUUCAGAGGGUCUAAAGAUUGAUCCAGAGAAGGUCGACUAAUGUACCUAGCAGACACUCUCAGCAGAGCGUACUUACCGGAGUGUGCUACAGAAGGAUCCGUAGAGACAGAAAUUGAGACGAUUAACAUGCUGCAGUACCUGCCCAUAUCAGAAGGAAGUCUACAGAAGAUACAGAC